This is a messenger RNA of Penicillium brevicompactum, 1194 nucleotides long. RefSeq lists its product as uncharacterized. The record is from RefSeq and is a predicted model, not a curated record. The coding region runs from base 1 to 1194 and encodes 397 amino acids. The transcript has 4 exons. NCBI's taxonomy places the organism in Eukaryota, Fungi, Ascomycota, Eurotiomycetes, Eurotiales, Aspergillaceae.
AUGCUAGUAGAGGCUGCAGACUAUUUCAACUCCCACAUUGGUCCCUCCAUUAAGCCCAUGCUCGAUAUAACGCCCAAAUUUGGCGUUCCCGUUAUUUCGCCAAUAAUCUUCCAGCAUGGCCUUGGCUAUCCCGAUCAUACUAGGCUUGUCUUGGCAUGCACGUCUCUUGGCCAUCGGAUGUGUCAAAACGCAGAUCAGUGGAAUGCCUUGAACCACAAGUUUCUCUACUGCCGUGGCCUGAUCAUAAAUUCUUUGCGAGAUGAGAUAAACUCAGAGGAUAAGAAGACUAGCAACUUUCUCGUUGCCGGAAUUUUGACACUAGUGCUCGUAGAUGUUCGACAAGGAAUGUCUCAUACUUCUUGGCGUUACCAUUUGAAUGCGAUCCGGAAAAUCAUUAAUUUGCGCGGUGGUUUCCGCUCUUUCAGCGAGUCACCAGGUGCAAUCCCACUACUACAUUCCUUCAUGGUCUUUGAGGUGCUGGGGGAUACCUCGUCUCCAGUCUCAGAUCUUGCUGUGAAUGAAGAUCAAAUAGACGAGCUAUACUCCAUGAUGGAUGAAUAUGCCGAAGAGAUGGAUCUGUUUCGAAUUAUCCCCGCUCCGCUUUUUAUCGCCAUUAUCAAAAUCAACCACUUGCGAUCACGAGCCGCCGAUCUCAGCCUCCGAGACGGGCAGACUUCAGAGGCUUAUGAGAUUCUCUACGCAAUUUUGAUCUUCCUGCCAGAGGAUUGGGCGCUCUCGAAAUCAAAAACCCAGGAAAGUGACUUUACAACAAUCGCAAUUGCGUACAAAGCUGCUGUGACUUUGUACUGCAUUUCAUCACUCCAAAGUGUGGCUGUGCUACCAGCAACACAUUACCUUACAAAUAUCGAAAUCAGCAUGACUCGGAUGUUGAAACAAACCCUUAGCAAAGCACUUUGCUCUGCGAAGUUCAUGAGACUCUUACUUUGGCCUCUGGUUGUUCUCGGCGCCCUAGCCGUGGGUGAAAAUUGGCCUAUGCGAGACUUCGUUCGAUGUAAUUUGCUUGCGAUAAGCGAAUAUACUGGGAUAUACACUCCCCAGACCGCGACCAAAGUUCUCGAAAGGUUCUGGGUUUCUGGGGAGAGUUCAUGGGAUAGCUGUUUUCACGAGCCAUACAUGUUUUGGAGCUUGCAGGGGAUUGAGAGUAGAACACUGUGGAAGGCCAAGCGAAGGUAG